Messenger RNA from Fimicolochytrium jonesii, 750 nucleotides. RefSeq names its product Chloroperoxidase. Gene Ontology annotation, molecular function: peroxidase activity. The transcript is spliced from 2 exons. The record is from RefSeq and is a predicted model, not a curated record. NCBI's taxonomy places the organism in Eukaryota, Fungi, Chytridiomycota, Chytridiomycetes, Spizellomycetales, Powellomycetaceae. Bases 1 to 750 code for a protein of 249 amino acids.
AUGUUCACCUACAAGUCCGUCGUCGCCAUCGUUAUUGCCGUCUCUAAUCUCGCCCAGGCGGCGAGCGUCCCUCAAUGGCACCCGGCCGGCCCUAGCGACAUCCGCGGCCCCUGCCCGGUCCUGAACUCCUUUGCGAACCACGGUCUUCUCGAUCGCGAUGGCAUGAGAAUCAAGCUCACCAAGUUCGUUUCGGCCCAGGUGUCGAUGAACGUUGCCGUGGAUUUGGCAUCAACGUUGGCAUUCGGUGGACCUGCUGUGCGUGUGCCGACCCAUCUGGACGGUUUGGCGAUUACGAUGGGUUUGGACGACCUUCGCAAGCACAACGGUAUCGAGCACGACGCCAGUUUGUCUAGAAAAGACUACGUGGACGGCCAGGACAACUAUACAUUCAACCGCACGAUGUACAACGAGUUCAUCUCCUUCGCAAACCCCUCAACAGGCCACAUCGACGCCAAAUCCCUCGCCGGCAUCCGUCUCCUUCGCCAAAAGCAAUCGAAGGCCAACAACCCUUACUACACAUUCGACCCCAUCCACGCCACCAUUGCUCACGGUGAAGCGGGACUGAUCUUGGCUUACUUUGGCCACCAGUUCGGUGACACGAUUCCCACUGCCUACCUUGACGCCCUGUUUAUCGAGGAGCGUUUGCCAUUUAACGAAGGAUGGGUGCCUCCUACAAUACCCGUCGGUCUUGCCAAGACCACCCAGCAAAUUGCCUUUAUCGUUGCUGAGGAGGCCAAGCUCAGUCUCUGA